Messenger RNA from Acomys russatus (golden spiny mouse), 699 nucleotides. RefSeq names its product keratin-associated protein 10-3-like. NCBI's taxonomy places the organism in Eukaryota, Metazoa, Chordata, Mammalia, Rodentia, Muridae. The transcript has a single exon. Bases 1 to 699 code for a protein of 232 amino acids. The record is from RefSeq and is a predicted model, not a curated record. Gene Ontology annotation, cellular component: keratin filament.
AUGGCCGCCUCCACCAUGUCUGUCUGCUCUGAUGCUUGCACCCACACCUCCUGGCCGGUGGACAACUGCCCAGAGAGCUGCUGUUCCCCUAGCUGCUGUGCCCUCAGCUGCUGCCAGCCUAGCCGCUGUGUCCCCAGCUGCUGCCAGCCCAGCUGCUGCCAGUCCAGCUGCUGUGCCCCAGGUCCCUGUCUAACCCUUGUUUGCACCCCAGUGUGCUGUGGGUCCAGCCCCUGCUGCCAAUCUUCAUGCUGCCAGCCAGCCUGCUGCACCUGCUCCCCCUGCCAGCAGUCCUGCGGUGUGACUCUUUGCUGCAAGCCUGUCUGCUGCACACCUGUCUGCUGUGGAUCCUCCUCAUGCUGCCAGCAGUCUAGCUGCCAGUCCUCUUGCUGCCAGCCAUCCUGCUGUGCUCCUGUCUGCUGCAAGCCUGUCUGCUGCACACCCAUCUGCUCUGGAUCCUCCUCAUGCUGCCAGCCACCCUGCUGUGAACCUGUCUGCUGCAAGCCCUGCUCCAGCAUGUCCCUGCUCUGCUGCCCUGUGUGCAGACCUGUCUGCUGUGUGCCCACCUCCUCCUGCUGUGCCUCCUCCUGCCAGCCCAGCUGCUGCCGCCCAGCCUCCUCCUGUGUGUCCCUGUUGUGCCGCCCUACCUGCUCCCGCCAGGCCUGCUGUGGCCUCUCCUCAGGCCAGAAGUCCAGCUGCUGA